Tetrahymena thermophila SB210 is the source of this 327-nucleotide messenger RNA. RefSeq lists its product as hypothetical. Lineage: Eukaryota; Ciliophora; Oligohymenophorea; Hymenostomatida; Tetrahymenidae. The transcript has a single exon. The record is from RefSeq and is a predicted model, not a curated record.
AUGAAGUAGAUAAGAAAUUGUAUUAUCUUUUGCAUCUUUUUUAGUUAGAAAAUAAAUAGAAUUAUUUUUAACUAAGAAUUUAGAUCAAAAGUCAGCGCAGUUUCCACAAUUUAUCAUCAUUAUUCUUUAUAAAAAAUAUAUAUAUUUAUUCAAAGGAAAUCAAAGAAAAGAGGUAAUUCGGUAGGAAAGGAUUCCAUACCUCUUGAUACAAAUUUCCAAUAUUAAAUGAGAAGCAUAUACACCAAGCAAUUUAAUCAAUUAAAUUCUUUGAAUUUUUUUGUGAAAAAUGUUUGGCCACUUGACUUCCCGACAAAAAAUUAAAAAUGA